CGGGUCUGGGUUUCCGGGCCGGCCUCCUGAGGCCGACGCACAACAUGGCGGCGCCGCUCGUCCGCCGGGGGGUUGCGGGCUGAGGCGGGUUAUUGAGUUGUGGCACGGGGAAGGGGACCCUAGAUAGGCCUCGCUCAGGUGACAGGUGGGCGGGCAGCGCCGCUGGCCCCGUGGCGGUGCAUGGCCUCCUCGUUGCUGUCUCCUGUUUUUACUGCCUCCCAAACCCAGUCCCGGGGCGGAACCAAAGUAAGGUCAGGCCAGGCUGUCCCGCCUAUCUUCGUCCUGGGGCGGUUCUCGUGAGUGGCUCACUUUUAGAAUUGACUUUAGCCACGUGUAGCUUCCAUGGCUGCGGUACAGGCCCCGGGGGAGAAGAUUAAUAUCCUGGCAGGAGAGACGACCAAGGUCGGGGACCCGCAGAGGAAUGACGGGCCGGAGCAGGACAGGCUUCCAGAAAGAUCCUGGAGACAGAAGUGUGCCUCCUAUGUGUUGGCCCUGAGGCCCUGGAGCUUCAGUGCCUCACUCACCCCUGUGGCCCUGGGCAGUGCCUUGGCCUAUAGAUCCCAGGGUAUCCUGGAUCCCAGGCUGUUGUUGGGUUGUGCAGUGGCUGUCCUGGCUGUGCACGGGGCCGGCAAUUUGGUCAACACUUACUAUGACUUUUCCAAGGGCAUUGACCACAAAAAGAGUGACGACAGAACUCUGGUGGACAGGAUCUUGGAACCCCAGGAUGUUGUUCGGUUUGGAGUCUUCCUCUACACUUUGGGCUGUGUCUGUGCUGGUUGCCUCUACUACCUGUCCACUCUGAAGCUGGAGCACCUGGCUCUCAUCUACUUUGGAGGCCUGUCUGGCUCCUUUCUCUACACAGGAGGAAUUGGAUUCAAGUAUGUGGCACUGGGAGACCUUGUCAUCCUCAUCACUUUCGGCCCGCUGGCUGUGAUGUUUGCCUACGCUGUCCAGGUGGGAUCCUUGGCCACCUUCCCUCUAAUCUACGCCAUCCCUCUGGCCCUCAGCACGGAGGCCAUUCUCCAUUCCAACAACACCAGGGACAUGGAAUCUGACCGGGAGGCCGGCAUCGUCACGCUGGCCAUCCUCAUCGGGCCCACUUUCUCCUAUGUCCUCUACAACACGCUGCUGUUUCUGCCCUACCUAAUCUUCACCAUCCUGGCCACGCACUGCAGCAUUAGCCUGGCGCUGCCCCUACUCACCAUCCCUAUGGCCUUCUCCCUUGAGAGGCAGUUCCGCAGCCAGGCGUUCAACAAGCUGCCCCAGAGGACAGCCAAGCUCAACCUCCUGCUGGGGCUUUUCUAUGUUUUUGGCAUCAUCCUGGCACCAGCAGGCAGCCUGCCCAGACUCUGAGGAGACCAGCAGCUCCCACCACAGCACAGCCUCCUUAGGAGGUACAGAAGCCAGAGGCUAAGAAGGGGUGCCACUGACCAGGGUGCAUGCCCAGCAUAGGCUGCAAAGUCCUGCCCUUGUGUUGGAAUUAUCUUCCUAAAGAUAAUCUUCUUGUGAUUAGUGUCCCAUGUUAUGGGGAACCCUGAAACCACUCUAGUGUCUAAAGAUGAAUUGGGCACACAGUCCCUGUGUUAUUUAUAAUCUCCACUAGAGGGUGUCGUCAGGCCACUUUAGGAUGGAGGUUCAUUUCCCCACUUGUUCUAGACAGAAUGCCCUGACAGUUUGUGAUGGAGCUGUGUCCCAAAAGAGCCAUAGUGACUAGGCAUGGUACUGCCCUGUUACCUUGGCACGUAGGAAAUUGUACUAAUUGGUGCCAGGUCCCAUUUAUACAGAGCACCUGUCCCCUGAAUGUGCUGCCUGCUAGAGAAGGGCCCUCAUUAACAGCAUGUGCUCCUGGCUUUUUGUGUAGUUGGUGGUUCCGUCGUUUCUGUCCUUCAUGUCUCCUGUCACUCCUCACCACUGUGCAGGAAAGUGUCAGAUCACCCUGCAGCAAGACAGUUAAGCCUGGGGUGGCUGAGAAAAGCGCUCCGAUUUCAAUAAAACCUGGCAUGGGGUGGAGUGAGGGGGCUGCUUCCCUCUGUAGACUCCACUAGGAUGGCAGUAAUUUUUGGGACCUGAAGUGGCAGUGGGAUGGGCAUUUAGAGCCCACUGGGGUGUCAAAGCCCCAGCUGUCUCCCCUGGUAUUCCUCUUGCCUACCCAGCAUCUCUGUCCCUCCAUCUGGGUCCAGACUGUGAGCAACAGUAACACAUGAGUCAGGGACACUUACUUACCCCAUCCACAGAGCCACAAGAUGGGCAAAGCAGAGGCCUUCUGAAUGUACGAGCCAGUGGACAACAGCCCUGGCCACACUCAGCCAGAACGAGAGGCCCUGCCAGUGAAAGAACUAUGAACAUGGGUCCUUCAUCUCUCUGUGCUCUGUUACCUUGUUCAGGGUGUGGCUUCAGUGAGGUCACAUCCUAAGGAGCAGAGGUAUCUCACUCUCUCCUGUACUCUCUGAGUAUAACGUCCUGCAUGGAGAUUGAUCACACCAUCUCCAGUGUGCUUUACUCUGAUCAGCUGUCCAGGAGGGGCUGCAGGCUUCUAGCCUACAGAAAACUACAUUGAUUUAGCACUUGGUCAGUUCCUUGGGAAAACAUAUUUAAACAUUGGCCAGAGUUCCUCUAUAGUCAGGGUGGUUUGUCUACCAGAGAGCCAGCCGGGGUCCCUGUGCUUGGAUCAGGGUGCAGAAACCUAGGAAAGGAAUGUUCUUUCCUGUGCUCCCCAGCAUGCUGGGUUUGUGGCAUCUGGUGCUCUUGAGUGUCCUGCCUAUGACCCCUGCUUGGGGCUGAUCAUUGUCACCCAGAGCCUGUAGGACCAAUGACUCUCACUGUCCAUAAGCCAGGCUUGACACAUGGCUACCCUCAUCAGAGUAGUGUCUACACAGAGCUCUGGUGCAGAUUUUAAAUGACUUUUUUUUAUAUCCCAUCCCCAGAGGCCAUAUUUGGUGCCACAUUUUGUAUACAGACCACCAUAAUUUGUAUUAUGUCUCCGAUUCAAUGAAGGUUUCCUGUAGAUUUGUUAAUUAAAAUAAGAGAAAACGUA
Molecule: messenger RNA, 3034 nt
Organism: Mastomys coucha (southern multimammate mouse)
Lineage: Eukaryota; Metazoa; Chordata; Mammalia; Rodentia; Muridae
Gene: Ubiad1
Product: UbiA prenyltransferase domain containing 1
Exons: 2
Coding region: 343-1353 (336 amino acids)
Biological process (GO): vitamin K biosynthetic process; menaquinone biosynthetic process
Cellular component (GO): Golgi membrane; endoplasmic reticulum
Molecular function (GO): prenyltransferase activity
Source: RefSeq, a predicted model, not a curated record